AUGUCCGAGCCAUUUGAUCACCUCUCUGGUGACCUCGAUUAUUGGAUGGGACUCGACCUCCUGGAUGCUUGCUAUGAUCCGAUGCCUGUUGGCAUGGAUCUUGGCGGGCGCCCGCUGCUCGUUGUGCCACCGUUUGUGCCUCCCAAUAUUGCCAAGAUGCAAGGGGGAUGGCAAGACAUUGAAAAGAAUCCGACGGACUUCAAUGUGCCACCUGAUACUGACGCCGCCAACUUUUCAGGGCCACUUGUUGAAAGUGAUUCCUCCCCCGGGACAACGGGUGAUGGAUUGUCUUCGAGUGACUACAAGAAGCAACAGUUAGUGAUUUUUGACCAAGUCACGCAGUACGAUGAACUGAUAAAAGUAUAG
This is a messenger RNA of Glarea lozoyensis ATCC 20868, 366 nucleotides long. RefSeq lists its product as uncharacterized. Lineage: Eukaryota; Fungi; Ascomycota; Leotiomycetes; Helotiales; Helotiaceae. The coding region runs from base 1 to 366 and encodes 121 amino acids. The record is from RefSeq and is a predicted model, not a curated record. The transcript is spliced from 2 exons.